This is a messenger RNA of Penicillium odoratum, 195 nucleotides long. RefSeq lists its product as uncharacterized. The record is from RefSeq and is a predicted model, not a curated record. Bases 1 to 195 code for a protein of 64 amino acids. The transcript has a single exon. Lineage: Eukaryota; Fungi; Ascomycota; Eurotiomycetes; Eurotiales; Aspergillaceae.
AUGCAGGUGCCCGAGACAGCAGUGCCACGAGCAAUGGCCUCACCUCCAGAUAUCAUCACCAAGGCAUUUACUACUACAGUCCACUGGACUACUACCCUUCCAAAGCACGUUCAAAUAGUUUUCAUGAAGCAAAAUGUUCUUUCGCUGAGCAACGAUAGUCGCACACUACUCUUCUUCACUGUUGGCGGAAGUUAG